Molecule: messenger RNA, 1152 nt
Organism: Melanotaenia boesemani (Boeseman's rainbowfish)
Lineage: Eukaryota; Metazoa; Chordata; Actinopteri; Atheriniformes; Melanotaeniidae
Product: olfactory receptor 52K1-like
Exons: 1
Biological process (GO): G protein-coupled receptor signaling pathway
Cellular component (GO): membrane
Molecular function (GO): olfactory receptor activity; G protein-coupled receptor activity
Source: RefSeq, a predicted model, not a curated record
AUGUUGGAGGUUCAGCCGAGCUGGAACUUUUCCCACAGCAGCUUUAUGUUCCGAAUAUUUCCCGAGCUGCAGAACCACCGCUGGCUGCUGGCGCUCCCGUUCUCCAUCUCCUACCUGUCGGUGCUGCUGGGAAACUCCCUGCUGGUGUACGUGAUCCGCCGAGUGGAGCGCCUCCACAGCCCCAUGUAUCUCCUCAUCUGCACGCUGUGUGUAGUUGACGUCCUGGUGGUGACCACCAUCCUCCCCAACAUGCUCUUCAGCCUGCUCUUCGACUGGAACCACAUCUCAUUGGCUGGCUGCUUGGUUCAGAUGUUCUUCACUCACUUCCUGUCCUCCGUGGAGUCCACGCUGCUUCUGGCCAUGGCGUUGGACCGCUAUGUGGCCAUCUGUGAGCCGCUGCGCUACGCCCACAUCAUUAACUCCUCCAUGCUGCUGAAGCUGUUGCUCUUCACGCUGGUGCGCAGCAUCUCCAUCAUGGCAACCCUAGUGGGGUUGGCGGGUUCUCUGUGGUUCUGCGGCUCCAACGUCAUCGAGCAUUGUUACUGCGACCACAUGGCGCUGGUCAGCCUGGCGUGCGACAGCACUGAGAAGAACCACGCCGCCGGCCUGGCUGUGAUCGUCUGCUUCGUGGGAGUGGACAUACCCAUCAUCGUCUUCUCCUACGUGAAGAUACUGAGCGUGGUUCUAUGAGCAUCGGCGGCCAGCGAAGAGCGCCUGAAGGCGUUUCACACCUGCAGCACUCACCUGAUGGUCAUCACCUGUUUCUACCUGGUGGGUAGCAUCACCUUCCUCUCUCAUAACCUGAACAUUCCCAUUGCAACGGAGACCAACUCCUUGAUGGGAGUCAUGUACAUCCUGCUCCCAGCAACGAUCAACCCCAUCAUCUACGGUGUUCGUACCAAAGAAAUCCAGAACGGACUUUUCCAACUUUUCCAGCUCAACACAAAGAAAAUCCUGUCUGUCAAGGUUUUUCCUGGAAAAGGACAAACAGGACCAACCUGAUGGUCUUCACACUUAAUCAUUAAAUGCUUUUAAGGACUAAAUUCUUGGAUUAAAUCAAAAGUUAACCUCCGGAUGUUGCCAAGUAGAGUUUCAGUCCGGGACCCCCAUCAUAAAUCAUACAUGCAGUAUUUUGGGGCAACAGCUCUGUGG